Molecule: messenger RNA, 3363 nt
Organism: Rhopalosiphum maidis (corn leaf aphid)
Lineage: Eukaryota; Metazoa; Arthropoda; Insecta; Hemiptera; Aphididae
Product: GATA zinc finger domain-containing protein 14-like
Source: RefSeq, a predicted model, not a curated record
AAAAAAAAGCACAAUAACAGUUUAAAUUUGAUAGAAUUAAGUUCCAAUAAUGAUACAGAAAUCAAAUCAUUUGGAGUAAGUUGUGAAGAAUUUAAUUAUCAAAGUAAAAAUGAUUCUAGUUUCACUGAAAACACAAGUCAAAAAACAAACUCUUCGUCAGAUAUUUUAUUGGAACAUAAUUCUAGCAUAGAUAAUGAAAACAUUGAAACUAAGAAACUUAAAAAAAAGAAAAAGCACAAUAACAGUUUAAAUUUGAUAGAAUUAAAUACCAAUAAUGAUACAAAAAUCAAAUCAUUUGGAGUGAGUUGUGAAGAAUUUAAUUAUCAAAAUAAAAAUGAUUCUAGUUUCACUGAAAACACAAGUCAAAAAACAAACUCUUCGUCAGAUAUUUUAUUGGAAAAUAAUUCUAGCAUAGAUAUUGAGAAUGUUAAAACUAAGAAACUUAAAAAAAAAAAAAAGCACGAUAACAGUUUAAAUUUUAUAGAAUUAAGUUCCAAUAAUGAUACAGAAAUCAAAUCAUUUGGAGUAAGUUGUGAAGAAUUUAAUUAUCAAAGUAAAAAUGAUUCUAGUUUCACUGAAAACAUAAGCCAAAAAACAAACCCUUCGUCAGAUAUUUUAUUGGAAAAUAAUUCUAGCAUAGAUAAUGAAAACAUUGAAACUAAGAAACUUAAAAAAAAGAAAAAGCACAAUAACAGUUUAAAUUUGAUAGAAUUAAGUACCAAUAAUGAUACAGAAAUCAAAUCAUUUGGAGUGAGUUGUGAAGAAUUUAAUUAUCAAAGUAAAAAUGAUUCUAGUUUCACUGAAAACACAAGUCAAAAAAUAAACUCUUCGUCAGAUAUUUUAUUGGAAAAUAAUUCUAUCAUAGAUAUUGAGAAUGUUAAAACUAAGAAACUUAAAAAAAAAAAGCACGAUAACAGUUUAAAUUUUAUAGAAUUAAGUUCCAAUAAUGAUACAGAAAUCAAAUCAUUUGGAGUAAGUUGUGAAGAAUUUAAUUAUCAAAGUAAAAAUGAUUCUAGUUUCACUGAAAACAUAAGCCAAAAAACAAACCCUUCAUCAGAUAUUUUAUUGGAAAAUAAUUCUAGCAUAGAUAAUGAAAACAUUGAAACUAAGAAACUUAAAAAAAAGAAAAAGCACAAUAACAGUUUAAAUUUGAUAGAAUUAAAUACCAAUAAUGAUACAGAAAUCGAAGCAUUUGAAAAAACUUGCGAAGAAGUCAAUGAACAAAGUAUUAAUGAUUCUUAUUAUUGGAAAAAUAUAAGCCAAAAAAGAAAGUAUGAAAUAAAUGCUUUGGCAGAUAUUGAAAAUGUUCCAACAAAAAAACGUAAAAAGAAAAAUCAAGACACAGAAUACACAACAUUAGAAGAAGUUAGUGAACAAAAUAUUGAUGAUUCUGAGUUUAUGGAAAAUUUAAACCAAACAAUUAAGUCUGAAAUAAAUACUUCAUCAGAUAUUUCAUUGUUAAAUAAUUGUAGCAUAGAAAAUGAGAAUGUUCGAACUAAAACACUUAAAAGAAAGAAAAAGCAUAAUGAAAAUUUAAUUCCAUUAGAACUUAGUACUAAUAAUAAUAGAGAAAUCGAUACAAUUGAAAGAAUUACCCCGAGAUCUGAUGAAAAAAAUUUAGAUUGUGAUAUAAAUAUUCCUAUGUGUAAUAGUAAAAAAUCUAAAAUACAUAUUGUAAGUACAGCAGACAUAGUAAAAGCUACUGAUAACAACUAUAAUGUGACAAAAAAUGAAAACAAUAUGUCUAUGACUUCAGAAAAAUAUAAUAAUAUAACUGACCAAAGAAUAUCUCAAAAGCAUUGUAAUCUAAAAACUCUGUUAAAUUCCAUGGAAUCCAAUAAUUUUGAAGACCCAACAGACUCUUCAACUAAUAUUGAAUCCAAAUUUAAUUUAAUGACAUAUCUAAAAAAUAAAGACCCUUCAAUAAGAAAUCAUCCUAAAUAUAAACAAAUAAUUGAAAUUUUGUCAAAGAAAAUCAAGAAUGUUUUAAAUAAAAGUCAUCAAAUCACAGAUUCUGACGUUGUAUUGCUGAAAACAGUUGGAAGCAUUAUUAUGGAAAAAAUUGUUGAAAAAAUUAAUUCUGCACAGGAAAUAAAUGAUUUAAAAAUUACAUUACCAAUUGAAUGUAAUGAAAAUAAACUUCAUUUUAUUGAGACUACUUUAAGUAGAUCUCCAUGCAAAGAAAAAAUGAAUAUUAUAAAGAAACUUAAUCCUCAGGUCAAACUAAGAGUAUUUAACUCGGAAGAAGACAAUAAGAUUCGUGAAUAUUGGUCAAAAUUUCAAAAGGAAUAUAAUAUUUCAAAUAUUCUACCAUUCAUAUCUAAUGGUUUAGAAAUGGCUUUAAAUAAAUUGGUAAGGUUCCAAUUUAUUCGUUAUAUAUCGGCAGGACUUCCAAAUCGAUUAUUAAGUUCGGUCUAUAAUAGAUUCAAUAUUCUGUUCAAUGAAUAUCAAGAUAAAACACGUUUUAGUGAAGAAGAAGACCAAUUAAUUAUGAAAGUAGAUAAAUGUGAUGCAAUUAAUAACAAAUUUUCAGUAUUAAGCAUAAUUCUAAAUAGAUCUAGGUUACAACUUUACAGAAGACAUGAAGUUUUACAAAAUCAGCAUGAAAAAUGUAAAAAAUUUUUUUGGGAUGAUCAAAAGCGUCAAGAACUAUUUACAAAUAUUCUAUUAGAAACAAACACAGAGAACUGGAAAGAUUUAAAAAAUCUAACAUUAAAAAAAAAUACAUUAAUUAAUAUUGCAAAAAACUUUGGUGAUGAUGUAACUUAUACAAAAGUUAGAAAUCAAUGGAAUUAUUUAUAUACCAUGUUAUUUUGUGAAAAGCCUAUUAAAAUGUUAACUUUAAGAUUAAAUAUAUUGGAGUUAUUAGAACAACAAAAUCCUAAACAUUUUUCGGAUGUGGAUUGGAAAGAAAUAACCAAUCAACUAUAUCCAGGUGCAAAUAGUAAACUUAUUUGUUCUUUUUUUCAUUCUUGGUAUGAUAAGAUAGUUCCAUCAGAUAUUAAAAAAAGUAUUAAAGAUACUUUGUUUUACUUAAGAAAACAUAAAGUGGAAAAAAUAAGAAAAGAAAUUCAUGAACGUGGUGAAAGAGAAUUUCCUAGACUUACAGUUCAAGAUUAUGAUUUAUUAGUUAAUAUUAAUAAUUAAUCAAUAUAUACAUAUUUAUAUAACAUUACUGUAACGACAUUAUUUAAUUUGUAACGCAUUACGUAAUUUCAUUAGAAUUAUUUCCAAAGAACGAAGAUGUAAUGGAAAAUAACUUUUGAUAAAUAAUUUCUUUAACAUAAUGUGUUACAGUCUAAAAUUAUUUAGUACUUAUUGCAGUACUGUGAAUUAAUAAAAAAAAACUUUUAAAAUGAUGCC